AAUAUAUUCGUUUUUGACAUCGCUAAUCUCCUUCUUUCUAUUCUGUGCUUUGAAACAUGGCUCGAGGUCCCAAAAAGCAUUUGAAGCGUUUACAUGCCCCAAAGGCAUGGAUGUUGGAUAAAUUGGGCGGAACAUUCGCCCCACGUCCAUCCCAAGGUCCACACAAACUCCGUGAGUCCUUGCCCUUGGUCAUCUUCUUGCGCAAUCGGCUAAAGUAUGCCUUGACCCGUCCCGAGGUCACCAAAAUUGUCAUGCAACGCUUGAUUAAGGUCGAUGGCAAAGUUAGAACUGAUGCCAACUUCCCCGCUGGAUUCAUGGAUGUCAUCACCAUCGAGAAGACCAACGAGUACUUCCGUCUCAUCUAUGACGUUAAGGGACGUUUCACCGUUCAUCGUAUUUCAGCCGAAGAAGCUAAAUACAAGUUGUGCAAAGUCAAGAAGACCUGCGUCGGACCCAAAAAGGUCCCAUAUUUGGUUACACACGACGGUCGUACCAUCCGUUUCCCCGAUCCAGCGAUCAAGAUCAACGACACCGUUCAAUUGGACAUUGCCACGGGCAAAAUUACCGAUACCAUUAAAUUCGAUUCCGGCAACUUGUGCAUGAUCACAGGCGGACGUAACUUGGGUCGUGUCGGCACUGUCAUGAGCCGCGAAAAACAUCCUGGAUCCUUCGAGAUUGUUCAUGUGCGCGAUGCCAAUGGUCAUACUUUUGCCACGCGUUUGACGAACGUCUUCAUCAUCGGCAAGGGCGCCAAGGCUUACAUCUCGUUGCCAAAGGGCAAGGGUGUCAAAUUGAGUAUCGCCGAGGAACGUGACAAACGAUUGGCAUCAAAGGUCGCUUAAGUGAAAGGAAAACUUUGCAAAAAAAAAAUUAUGGGAAUGAUUCCAAGAUAAUAAAAAAAAAAUUACAAAAAAGCAAAGA
Messenger RNA from Culicoides brevitarsis, 921 nucleotides. It is a transcript of the gene RpS4, whose product is annotated as small ribosomal subunit protein eS4. The coding region runs from base 57 to 842 and encodes 261 amino acids. Gene Ontology annotation, molecular function: structural constituent of ribosome; RNA binding. The transcript is spliced from 4 exons. Gene Ontology annotation, biological process: translation. Lineage: Eukaryota; Metazoa; Arthropoda; Insecta; Diptera; Ceratopogonidae. The record is from RefSeq and is a predicted model, not a curated record. Gene Ontology annotation, cellular component: cytosolic small ribosomal subunit; ribosome.